Molecule: messenger RNA, 333 nt
Organism: Camelina sativa (false flax)
Lineage: Eukaryota; Viridiplantae; Streptophyta; Magnoliopsida; Brassicales; Brassicaceae
Source: RefSeq, a predicted model, not a curated record
AUGAGUUCGAGUUCUAUCACAUCCGGUGGCGUAGGUGAGCGUGGUGUGCCGUCCAAGUGUGCGUGUGGCUUAGAUGUGAAGAUAUUUACAUCUAAAACUCAAGAGAACCCGGGACGACCAUUCUUUCGUUGUGUAAGCAAACGAGAUGUCAAUACGUGGACAAGCAAAAGGGAUUGGGUGGAGGAUGCCGUGUUUGAAGAAGUACAAGAUGCCUUACCAAGACUAUCCAUAAUUGCAAAUGAGAUUAGCAAAAUCAAAGCAGAGGUCAAUGAGAUAGAUGCUAUGGCAAGGAAAUCAGAAGACCUUUAUGUUAGGUUAUCAAAAAGAGCUUAA